Messenger RNA from Arachis stenosperma, 2658 nucleotides. RefSeq names its product pentatricopeptide repeat-containing protein At4g21300-like. Gene Ontology annotation, biological process: RNA modification. The record is from RefSeq and is a predicted model, not a curated record. Gene Ontology annotation, molecular function: RNA binding; protein binding. Lineage: Eukaryota; Viridiplantae; Streptophyta; Magnoliopsida; Fabales; Fabaceae.
UUGCCAAGGAGCAGAUUCAUCAAUUUUAUUGGGAGGGGAGUGAAUCCAGACUCAUCAACGCUGAUAAUUACAAUUAUGCCAUCCCAAAACACCGGUUUCCAAACGCACAACAACAUCCAGAGCCUCUGACAACCCAAUUGGAGUCUCUGUUCCGUUCUUGUUCUGAUUCCUCUCUGCUUCCACAGGUCAAGCAAAUUCAUGUUCGGGUCACUGUUUGUGGAAAGAGUGAUAUCAAUGUGUUGGGUUCAAAAAUUGCAGGGCUGUAUGUUCUUUGUGGUAGCAUCAGGGAUGCUAGGAACUUGUUUUUCAGGCUUGAGUUGGGCUAUGCACUUCCCUGGAAUUGGAUGAUAAGAGAGUUUGUGAUGUUGGGGUGGCAUGAUUUUGCAUUGUUGUUUUACUUCAUGAUGUUUUGUAGUGGAGUCUCACCUGAUAAAUACACUUUCCCUUACAUUAUAAAAGCUUGUGGUGGUUCAAAUAAUGUUGCAUUGGGUAAGAUGGUGCAUAACACAAUUCGAUCAAUCGGGAUCGAUGUGGACUUGUUUGUUGGUAGUGCCUUGAUCAAGUUGUAUGUAGAUAAUGGGUGUAUUUGUGAUGCAAGGCAAGUGUUCGAUGAAUUGUCUGUAAGAGACUGCGUUUUGUGGAAUGUCAUGCUAAAUGGUUAUGUAACUAGCGGUGAUUUUAACAAUGCAAUAGAAACUUUUCAGGAAAUGAGGAAUUGUUAUAUCAAGCCCAAUUCAGUAACUUUUACUUGUAUGUUAUCAUUAUGCUCUACAAGAGGGAUGUUUUAUGUUGGUACUCAGCUUCAUGGUCUUGUUAUUGGUAGUGGGUUCCAGCAUGAUUCGCAGGUAGCAAACACACUACUUUCCAUGUAUUCCAAAUGUGGUAACCUUGUUGAUGCACGUAGGUUAUUUGAUUCAAUGCCACAGACUGAUACAGUUACUUGGAAUAGGUUGAUUGCUGGAUAUGUGCAAAAUGGAUUGCAGGCCUUAACUUUAUUUAAUGCAAUGAUCUCUGCUAGUGUCAAACCAUAUUUGAUCACUUUUGCAAGUUUCCUUCCUUCUAUUGUUGAAUCUGGUAGUAGUUGUACCAAACAUUGUAAAGAAAUUCAUGGUUAUAUAGUCCGGCACAGGAUUCCUUUUGAUGUUUAUUUAAAGAGUUCACUUAUGGACGUAUACUUAAAGAAUAGGGACGUGGAUACGGCAUGCAAGAUUUUCCAGCAGAAUACUUCAGUUGAUGUUGCAGUUUGUACAGCUAUGAUCUCGGGCUAUGUACUUAAUGGUCUGUAUAUUGAUGUUAUAGUUUUUAGGUGGUUAGUUCAGGAGGGAAUGGUGCCUAAUUGCCUGACCAUGGCUGCUGUUUUGCCGGCAUGUGCUGCUUUGGCUUCUCUGAGAUUAGGGAAAGAAUUACAUUGUGUCAUUCUGAAAAAUCAACUUGAUAGUGUGCUUCAUGUGGGGUCUGCCAUCACAGAUAUGUAUUCAAAAUGUGGAAGACUAGAUCUUGCAUAUCAAUUUUUCAGAAGGAUGCCUGAAAGAGAUAGUGUAUGUUGGAACUCAAUGAUUGCAAGCUUCUCACAGAAUGGUAAACCAGAAAUGGCUAUUAAUAUUUUUCGUGGAAUGGGAAGGAAUGGAACCAAGUUUGAUUCCGUGAGCCUAUCAUCUGCGCUUUCUGCAAGUGCAAAUAUACCGGCACUCUAUUCUGGGAAAUAGAUGCACGGCUUUGUGAUAAGAAAUGCAUUUACUUCUGACACUAUUGUUGCAAGUGCACUGAUAGACAUGUAUUCUAAAUGUGGAAUAUUAGCCAUGGCUCAGUAUGUGUUUGACCUGAUGUACUGGAGGAAUGAAAUUUCAUGGAAUAGCAUCAUUGCUGCAUAUGGAAACCAUGGUCGCCCCAGGGAAUGUCUCGAGCUAUUCCAUGAAAUGUUAAAAGCCGAGAUUCACCCGGAUCACGUUACUUUCUUUGUUAUAAUAUCUGCUUGUGCUCAUGCUGGCCUAGUUGAUGAAGGCAUAUCAUAUUUCCGUUGCAUGACUGAAAGUUAUGGGAUUUGUGCUAAGAUGGAGCACUAUGCAUGCAUGGUAGAUUUGUAUGGCCGAGCUGGUCGUUUGCACGAGGCAUUCAAUACUAUAAAGAGCAUGCCGCUUGCUCCGGACGCAGGUGUUUGGGGGACACUACUAGGAGCUUGUCGGGUUCAUGGCAAUGUUGAGUUGGCCAGACUAGCUUCCGAACAUCUUCUGGAGUUAGACCCCCAAAAUUCGGGGUACUAUGUAUUGCUUUCGAAUGUACAUGCCGGUGCAGGGGAGUGGUCAGAUGUUCUUAAGAUUCGAAGUCGAAUGAAGGAAAAAGGAGUUCAGAAAAUAUGCGGAUACAGCUGGAUUGAUGUGAAUGGCAGCACCCAUAUGUUUUCUGCUGCUGAUGGUAGUCACCCACAAUCUUUUGAGAUCUAUUUGAUUCUGGAGAGUCUUCUCCUUGAGUUAAAAAAACAGGGUUAUGUCCCUCAACCAUACCUUCUACUGCAUCCACAAGUCGUUGUAAAAACUUGAAUGGAAACAACUAAUGUCUAUAUUCCAAGCAUCACCAAGAGCAAAAGUUUUGUUCUAUGUAAUCCAUAUUAUUAUAAAAAUGGUGUAUACUAAAUAUUAGCCACCAACUUUGUAUUCUUUC